AGGCUCACCUAGACGUCGCUUCAUGAAAGAAAUGGCUGCCAUCAUUCAUCAUUAAGGCGUCAUUGAAUGAUCCGCCGGGUAAGGUAGCACAGGCAUAAGAAAGAUAGCUUUUACCACAAUGAAGCUAGUUAAUAACUUACCAUCGCAUACCUACCUGCCUUACCUACUUGACUGUCUUCCCAACUCCGUCAUUGCACAGCAUCUCAACACAACGCUAAUACUUUCUUCACCAUGUUCAACCAGUGCAUCAGAACACCGACCACUCUUCUAUCUAAACAAUCCACCAGGGCAGUGUUCUCGCUUCCAUCUUCCAGCCAAAGACCAUCCUUCAUCUCCGUCGCCAGAAUGGCCACCGCCGCAGGAAACAAAGUCUCUGACCGCAUUAAGCACGACCACCGCGAGCUAGAGUCCUACUACAACAAGAUCAAGUCUGCCAAGUCGGACGAUGAGAAGGUCCGUUGGCAAAAUCAGUUCGUCUGGGAGUUGGCCCGACACUCGAUCGCGGAAGAGCUCGUCGUCUACCCAGCCAUGGAAAAACAUGUGCCUGACGGACUCAAGCUGGCAGAGAAGGAUAGAAGCGAGCAUCAGAUAGUAAAGGAGAAGCUCUAUGAGUUUCAGCAAAUGGAAGCCUCGGACCCCAGCUUUAUUCCAGCUAUUAACUCGCUCUGGGAAACCUUGGGACAGCACAUCAAGGAAGAGGAACAGGAUGACUUGCCAUUGUUGGAGAAGCACAUCGAGGAUGGCGACUCCCAAAAGAUGGCGGCCAGUUUUGACAGGACAAAGCAUUUUGUGCCGACACAAUCGCACCCUGGAGCACCUGAUAGGCCGCCAUACGAGACAGUGGCAGGGUUGAUGGCUGCGCCAAUUGACAAGUUGAUGGACAUGUUCAAGAAGUUCCCCAGUGCAGAGGAGAGGAAGAUAUGAACGUGGGAUGAUUAGAAACUUAUGAUAGAUACCUGGGUAAUCAAGGGAUGUCGUCCAAAUAGACAUCUUGAGGUUCCACUUGGUCGUUGUCGCUCUCAGCUUGGCGAUUUGUCUGACCCCGGCACGCCGAACCAGCUCCGCAC
Molecule: messenger RNA, 1067 nt
Organism: Podospora pseudocomata
Lineage: Eukaryota; Fungi; Ascomycota; Sordariomycetes; Sordariales; Podosporaceae
Exons: 2
Coding region: 232-924 (230 amino acids)
Source: RefSeq, a predicted model, not a curated record